Rhagoletis zephyria (snowberry fruit fly) is the source of this 1815-nucleotide messenger RNA. RefSeq names its product mitochondrial ribosomal protein S7 (gene mRpS7). The record is from RefSeq and is a predicted model, not a curated record. Gene Ontology annotation, biological process: translation. NCBI's taxonomy places the organism in Eukaryota, Metazoa, Arthropoda, Insecta, Diptera, Tephritidae.
AACAACAACAGCGAUGUAGUCUAUUGAAAUGUAUUUUAAUUAACUAAUGUAUCAGGACAAGGAAUUUCAAGAUCCCAAAGCAAGUAACGAAUCAAUAUUUCAACUAACAAAAUAUAAAUUCUGCGCUACUGUGUACUAAAAUUAUCACAAAAGUGUUGGCAACCUAUUACAUUUAUCGAUAAAAUAAGAGUAUCGCAAAGGUGCCAAAUGAAAUUUAUUAAAUAAAUUCCGUAGAAUCGCAGUUUCUGUUUACCUAGUGAUCUGCGAUUUAGUGAGAGAAAAUGCUGCGAAGUUUAUGCGGUCGCCUUGAGCCACUCAGUUUGGUAUGCGGCUUCACGCGUGGCAUGUCUUGCUAUCCGCCGCAUUACAUCGAUGCUAUAUUUUCCAAACAGAAACAACUCAGCCUAAAAGAAACUGAUGAGUAUAUCAAGCUCUCACAUAUGCCGGUAAAAGCAGCUAAGAACGAUGAAUCCGAAUCAAUAUUCUAUAACAGUUUGGUCAACAAAAUGACCAAUUAUAUAACGAAGGGUGGCAACAAGAAACUGGCCAGAGAAUUGCUAACAAAAUCUUUUGAAUGCAUGAAGCGUAUACAAAUUGAACGCAUGAAUUUGAAUCCGGAUGCGAAAGAUACAAUAAUAGCCGAUCCUGAACAACUGUUAAUCAAGGCAAUAGAAAAUAGUCGGCCGUUAUUGCAAUUGACGGCAAUAAAACGCGGUGGCGUCAAGUAUCAAGUGCCAAUCCCAGUGACUGAGAAGCGUUCAUAUUUUCUAGCAAUGAAAUGGAUUCUGGAAGCAGCUAGGGAAAAGGAGAGAAAGGUGCAUUUGCCAGAAAAGUUGGCAUGGGAAGUACUAGAUGCAGCUUAUAAUCAAGGAAGAGUGGUGAAAAAGAAGAAUGACUUGCAUCGACAGUGCGAAAGCAAUCGAGCCUACGCACAUUACAGAUGGAGUUAGAGAUUUUUUAAAUAUGCUUUUUUGUUGAAAUUAUUACAAAAUACAAAUUUGUACUGAAAGUGCUAAUACGUGUGAAUUGAAUGGGUAGCUAUCGUUAUAGGGAUAGGUAGUCUGUGCGAAACUGGCUCGAGCUUGCUUUGGGCCGCUGGGGAAGGCCAAAACGGCUUGGUGAACACGUACAGUACCGGAAUAAAAAAAAAUUAGCACAGAAUUUUUUGCAAUAUCUGCAAAGUUUUUUAUUUUAAUUUAAUUUAAAAUACUCUGUGCCAAUACUUUUGUCCGGCACUGUAUGUAUUUAGGGCUAUCGCUGAAUUCAAAAAGUUACAAACGUAGCAUUCACUUUGAAUACACUACAUACCUUCGUAGAAAUUCAGAUUUCAUAACAGCACCAGUUUUCCUCGUUUUCAAAUCUAUGUUUAUAUAAAAAAACACAAAUUCAAAUUGUAUGUAUGUAUGUAUAUAAAAAACACAUUUCCACAUAAUUUUUCUUUUAUUUAUUAAUUUCACACUACGUAUAAAUUAUACAGAAUUACGCAUGAAAUGUAUUUUAUGUAAAAGAUAUACAUAUUAAGUUAAAUCAAGAUUUGAGCUGCCGCCUCCGAUGAGGCAUACAAGCUUCAUACAGCUUCAAAAAGAAUACAUUUGGAUACCAAGAAAUCGACUAUUAAUAAAUAUAUUUACAGUAGAUGGAGCAUAAAGGGCGAGUUCUAGGCUUAAAUCAUUCACUUCCUUACGCAUUAUCAAAAGGCCCGUUUAGAAUUUAACUAAAGGCGCGAUUUUUUUAACAAUCUUAGCACCCGUAUUGGAUACGCCAUUUAUGACUUUGUUGCUUUAUUUUACAAUUGCAAAUAAAAAAAAAAAAAAA